GCGAUGCCCGCGGCGAAGGUUCGCAGGCCAGCUGAUUGGCACGAGCAGGACAAACACGAGGAGGAGGACGACACCGACGAGGGGCCUCUGGUGAGCAUCGCCGCCACGCGCGGCAAGGGCAAGAACACCCUCAAAGACGACGAGGACGCAGAGGACGGAGCAGCUGAUUCCCGCACGACGACUCGUGCCCAGAGGCACACCUUCGCGAAGAAUCGCCACCUCUUCGAUCAGGCCUUGGUGGCCCAGUUCGACAAGCUGAUGGACACAGCCAACAAGACCGUCGGCAAGCAGGCGCAGAUCAACCAGAUCAUCAACAGCUGCGUCACGAGGAAGGCUGCUGGCGGUGUGGGUGUCUUGAUCAAGACACGCUCGGUGAAGCGCUUCCAGCGCAGCAUGAUGCGCGACGAGAACAAGGAGACGGCGCACGGCCUUGGAUGGUGGAGUCUCGUCGGGACGAAGUUCGGCGGCUCCGAGUCCUUGGCGCAGAAAGCGCUCGACGCAGGGGAGGUCUACCAGGCAGAGGACACGGGGCUCUACUACCAGAAGUCCCACACCAUCGAGCGGACGAGAGCCCAGGAGAAGGGCUACAAGGGCGAGGAGGACGCGGGCGGCCUGCUCUCGACGGACGAGUUCGCGCAGGCGUUGUGCGACCAGGAGGAGCAGCUCACCGCGGCGCCUCUCGGCGACUGGUUCAAGCAGUGCCAGAAGGGGGGCCCCAAGAAGAUCGCGGGGGCGCAGGCGGACGACGGCGACUUCACG
This is a messenger RNA of Prorocentrum cordatum, 759 nucleotides long. The record is from the annotation of a GenBank genome assembly. NCBI's taxonomy places the organism in Eukaryota, Dinophyceae, Prorocentrales, Prorocentraceae.